Molecule: messenger RNA, 1727 nt
Organism: Saccostrea echinata
Lineage: Eukaryota; Metazoa; Mollusca; Bivalvia; Ostreida; Ostreidae
Exons: 4
Coding region: 5-1363 (452 amino acids)
Biological process (GO): DNA integration
Molecular function (GO): nucleic acid binding
Source: RefSeq, a predicted model, not a curated record
CAGAAUGGAGCGAGUUGAAAGAAAUCUUGUCAGAGGCAUUGGUGUUGUGUUGUCACAAGAAGAAACGGGGCCAAUUUUAGAAGAGACUCGGGAAAUGUUGAAAGAUCUUGAGAUGCUGAGGGAGGCAUCAGGUUUAGGUCAUUCUAGCUAUAGACCUGGAAAGAUCAGACUUGGCACAAGUGGAGCCCCAAGAUAUGAUGUGUCCAUGGAACAAUUAGAAUUUUUGGUUUCACUUGGAUUCACAGUCCCUAAAUUAUCUAAAUGCCUUCACAUCUCCAAAAGUACUGUCAGUCGCAGAUUGAGGGAAUAUGACAUCAGUUUGGCCAAAAAAUAUACACCAGUGAGUGAUGAAGAUCUAAAGAAUAUGAUAAAGAAUAUUACUGGAGAAAACCAACAGAUUGGUCCAAAUGCGGUGAGAGCUAGACUGGCAGGUCAAGGUAUCAUAAUUCAAAGAAGACGGAUAAGGGAAGUUUUGAAUGAAAUAGAUCCUGCUGGAGCCAUUGUGCGUAGUAUGAGAACACCGAUAAUUAGAAGAACAUAUUCAGUAGCCGGGCCAAAUUCUUUGUGGCAUUUUGAUGGAAACCAUAGACUGAUCAGGUGGAACAUUGUAAUCCAUGGCUGUAUAGAUGGCUACAGCAGAGUCAAUAUCUAUCUGGCAGCCAGAAACAACAACAAAGCAUCCACAGUUUUAGAUCUUUUUAAAAAGGGAGUGGAAGAGUAUGGUCUUCCAUCACGUGUUCGGUGUGAUAUGGGUAGGGAGAAUGUGUCUGUGUGUAGAUACAUGGUGGACAAAAGAGGGGAGAAUAGAGGUAGUGCUAUACAGGGUAAAAGUGUACACAAUCAAAGAGUGGAACGUCUGUGGGUGGACGUCUGGAAAGGAGUCACUAACCUAUACUAUGAUCUAUUUACCUACAUGGAAAGUGAGCACUUGUUUGAAAUAGGUAAUGCCAUCCACUUGUGGGCAUUACAUUUUGUUUUUUUGCCAAGAAUCAACUCUGAUUUGAGUCUUUUCCAGUCACAGUGGAACCACCAUGGGUUGAGGAGUGAGGGUCACAUGUCACCACAUCAGCUGUUUGUUUCAAGGGCCUUAGAACUGUUUGGUACUGAGAGAACUGCCGUGAAAGACCUGUUUGAUCCAACAAGUGAGAGUGAAGUAUCUGAAAUGUAUGGCGUGGAAGAUCUUGGGAUAGCAGAUCAAGAAGAACCACAAGAAGAAUCAGAGGAACAGAUUGUUCCUUGUCCUCUCAGUGAUGAGGUACUCGAAGAACUAAAAAACGAGAUAGAUCAACAUGGUGAAACUGACCAGCUUGGUAUUCAGUGUUAUUUACAAGUUCUUCAAUUUCUUCAGGAUCAAAGAAAUUAGGUGGAGCAGAAGAUCUACUCCUUGUAUAAUGCCUUGAAAUUUUCAUCUUUUUUCAAUCAUUUUCAGUUACUUUAACAGGUCAAGGAAACUAUUUUCUGUGACGUCAGAAUAAAUUUACAUGCUAAAUGAGGCACCAACGUGAAUGACAAACCGACCAAUCGGCUAAAUGAGUUGCAUUAUGGGUUACUACAAAAAAUACUACAUGUGCAUUUCGAAAAGGCUAAUUUUUCAAAUCGCUCUCGGAAAGACAGGAUGCAUUUUUCCAAGCAUUUUACACUCUUGAUACAAUAUGUACAACAUUAUCUACUAAUUCCAUGCUCACAUUUACAUACAAAUGUUUUACAACGGUAAAAUAUGGGUUUCU